AUGGAGAGGCCUGUAGAUACGAGCCACGACCUGCCAGCACUUAAAAGAGCGCGGGUGCAACGAUACAUAGGUCUAUGCGAUGCUUGUACACGUUUAUUUUCCCAACAAGCGCUACAGGAUCUGAACUCUUCUUCUGGUUAUGUCCACAAAACCCGGCAGAGUCUCUUGAGUUCAGCCAGAGCUGGCUGUGACCUGUGCAAGUUCAUUUUGGAUGCUGGAUUGAAAGAGUUUGGACACCAUAUCUGGAACAACGAGGGACUUCUACGUUUCUGGAACUCAAAACCGAAUUCAGGAGGCAAAAGCUCGAAUCUAAAUACCUUGACUGGUCGAGUGAAUGGCCUAAUUGGAAGUAUCUUGCUCUAUCCAUUUGUGAAAGAAAAUGAUCCCCUCUCCUCCUUGAUAAAACGACGGCCACUACGCAGAGAUGUUUCAAGCCCGGAGGUUUAUUCAUCCGCUAAAAUGUUGAUAGAGGCUUGUAUGAGUCCCCAUGCACCAAGCAUGGGUCAUCAAAAGUGUCAAUACUCAAGAGACAUCGUCCUUCCCACGCGUGUAAUAAAUGUCAGCGGCCAUACUGCACAGCUACAGAUCAAUGAGAAAGAAGCUCGAGGAACAUACCUCGCCUUGAGCUACUGUUGGGGGAAACCGGACCCGAAAAUGCAAAGCCGACUAUCAGAACUACGCCUAAAUAACGAGCAAGAUCUCUUAAAGGAGAUCAAACUUCAAGAAUUGGAACAGUCUGUCCAAGACGCAAUACGUGUGGCUCGGGAACUGGGGUUUUCUCAUCUCUGGGUGGAUAGAUUGUGCAUCAUUCAAAACUGCGCAGAUGAUAAGAGACGAGAAAUUAGCAGGAUGGCGACAACGUACAAGAACGCUGCUAUAACAUUGGCUGCUGGGACUGCUACAAGAGCAUGUGAAGGAUUCUUGGGAAACUUGCCUGGCAAGAAUUCUACGUAUUUGCCGGAGAAUCACUUCGACAUACCGAUGAAGGAUGGAAGUAUAAGGACUGUUUAUCUGUCAGGAAGCCCGUAUCGGCCCAACCAUCCUCUAGACAAAAGGGGAUGGACUCUUCAAGAGUACAUGCUUUCGUCCCGUAUGCUCAUUUUCUCAGAUUACCAACUCCUUUGGCAGUGCCAGGAAACUGAACUGCAGAGCGUCACGGGAAAUGAUAUCGGUAUAGAAUACCAGCAACAUCUUGAGUCAUUACCGUGGGCUUCCUUCGACGAGGAGGGUGAACCAUCCUACGGAACACAUGAUUCAGAGAAACUCUAUCUCUGGAAGACCAUCAUUGUUCAGUAUACACAACGGCAGCUGAAAGACCCCGAAGAUAGGUUGCCAGCGGUUACGGGUAUCACAACUGAGUUACAAAAGGUCUGGCGAGACUCUCAUAUCUACGGUCACUGGGAGCGAUGGUUUAUCCAACUUCUGGCAUGGUACAAGCCUGAUAACGGAAGAGUGAAGGAGAGACACACUAAGAGAGCUCCCAGUUGGUCCUGGGUAUCAGUCGAUGGAAAGAUCCGGUUCGAAGACCCGAUGGAGGUUGAGGACGCCAAGAUCGAGGUUCUGACCGCAGCCAAGGUUAGGCUAUUCUGUCGAAUACUUCAGUUCAGCGAUAUAAGCCCUCAUAAGCGGUGCACACUGUCUACAAUGCUGGAUCUUGUGGAGUCAGCUUCAGAUGUUGAAUUCGCAGGGAGGAAAUGCGAGUAUCUUCUCUUGGGCAAAACUGGCAGUUAUCACCAGGAAACCGGAGUUGCUAUAAUGAUACUCAAAGCCCCUGGUGGAAGUUAUAGGAGAGUCGGUUUAGCUCUGUUCGAAGACAUGGCAGUUUGGACUGGCGUCAAGUUCCAGAGUGUUGAUCUGGAGCCAAAGGAUAAGUAG
Messenger RNA from Fusarium mangiferae, 1875 nucleotides. RefSeq lists its product as uncharacterized. The coding region runs from base 1 to 1875 and encodes 624 amino acids. NCBI's taxonomy places the organism in Eukaryota, Fungi, Ascomycota, Sordariomycetes, Hypocreales, Nectriaceae. The transcript has 2 exons. The record is from RefSeq and is a predicted model, not a curated record.